UUGGUUUCAAGAUAGUCCCACCCGCGCAGGAACAGUUUCGAGUAGAAGUUGAGGCGCGUGAGCCGUAAUUGAACGGAGACCCAGAACAGUUGUUAAUGCAGCUGCGGCUGUAUACCAGAGGCCUUGCGGAAAUCUUCCUGCUGCGCGAAUCAUCUGAGUAUGAAGAGAGCCUAGGGGCCCUCGAGGAUGAGGCUCUCGAGAAGAUGAGGAUUCUCAUGAAAGGGGUUUCUCGAGAAGAUGAGGAUUCUCAUGGAUGAGGCUCUCGAGGAGAAGACCGAUCGCAAUGAAUCUUCUACGGAAACAAUAUCGCCCUGGUCAGAUGAGUAUACCAUCCCCGCCAAGCGCAGGCGUACUGUCGAAAACACUGGAUCGGAGCGACAACGGACCUUCGACUGGUCGCCCGUUCAGUUCAUCCACGAGUCCGUCCACGAAUUUCUCUUGAUAGGCAGCGGGCUGUCCUUCUUGCAGGCCGACGGGCCUCAACGUUCGCUCUCCGAAAGACACGAGAUACUGGCAGAGUGCUGCAUGGCCUGCAUUCUUCAGGGCAGCCACUUCCUACAGAUAUGUCAGCCGGGCAAAGUACAAGGGAAACGCUCCCUUUCCGAAACUGACCUUCCUUUUCUUCACUAUGCUCUCUCUGGCGUCUUCUACCACGCCCGGCAAGUUGAGCGGGGCGGAAUGUUGGCGGAGAAGGUGCUGCGCCAACUCGCGGACGUGCGGCGGACAUUCUGGACGGCAUGGCAAUUCGUUGCAUCCAUGGAUAGCAAAGGAGAAGACGCCUGGGGCUCUCGUACCCCCCUUCACCUGCUCUCUCAUCACCGGAUGUUCCUCUCCGCCUCUUUUGUACUGAAACUGGGAUUCGACAUCGACGCGCAAGACGGCCGCGGUGAUUCGGCUUUGCACUGCGCAGCUCGCGGGGAAAUCGUCGAGACGGCCCAGUUCCUGACAGGUGACCAAGUUGGCAAUGGACUCCGCGCUGCAAACGUCAACCUGGAAAAUAAGUGCGGAGAGACUGCUCUUCACCUUGCCGUAAAAUACGAAGAGGUCGCAAUGGUUCACCUACUGCUCCGGCAUGGGGCCAACACAGGUAUCCAGAACAAAGGAGGGGACGCCGCCAUACACAUCGCUCUCGGAACGACGGGUUGUUCGAUAGUACAAAUGCUUGUCAAGUACGGCGCCGAUGUCCAUUUGCGGAAUCGCACCGGAGAGAUGGCCGUCCAUAUAGCAUCUAGGAUACCAAACGUUUCGAUACUGGAGUCGCCUAUUCAACAGGAUGGCGACAUUAACGCUAAAGAUAGACGUGGAAUGACUCCGAUCCACCACAGGAUCAAGAAAAAUCUCGGGAUGCGACCCCUCGUCCGGUUGGGUGCCAACGUCCGGGCCCAGUGCUUCGACGGGAAGACAGCCCUCCACGUGUUCAUGGAGGUCGGGUCGUGCGACCACGACGGCUUCAACGCGUUCGGACACGCUCAGGACCUGAUGUUCAUCAAAGACUCCCACGGCAUGACGGCCCUUCACUACGCGGCCGAAAAGACGUCUGCCGCGAUGGUGCGGCGGUUGUUGCUCCUCGUUCCAGAGGAGAGCAAGCGGUCCAGGCUGUUGUCAUCACAAGAUCGCUUCGGGCAGACGGCGCUACACUUCGCUGCCCGGAGGGACAACUUGGAUAUAUUCCGCGUGCUCUUUGAAUCAGGAGCAGACCUAAAGCUCCGUGACAGAAACGGAAUAAAACCUGUCGACCAUGCAGCAGACAAGGUAUCGCGGGAGCCGUCGCUGGAGCGGCAGCUCUUUCUCUUAGGGUACCGGCGAAUACUUAGGCACCAGAACGGCCGAAUGGUUUCCGGUCUCACAAAGUAGGGGACGACUGGUGAGCGAGAAAGCACCACCUCAAAUGUUACAACAAUUUGGACCUACGGAAAUGCAAAGCCCAACGUCGGCAGCGAGUACUCUCCUCACGGCGCGGAUAAGGUCAGCCCGAGCACCUCCAGCGCCACAAUAGCAAGGAGAUAAAGCAAAUCGUCAGGGACGUCCUAGCCGAGGGUCAGGCACACUUUCCCCGAGAAACCAAAGAGUCCAAGCAGGAGUAUGGAUAGCUUAUGGCAGGUAUCGGAGAAAUGUCGUAGGCGGCAAACCAACAAAAGUCAACCGGCAGACGAUGAAUACCAGACCAUGCCGC
Colletotrichum navitas is the source of this 2173-nucleotide messenger RNA. Its product is annotated as ankyrin repeat-containing domain protein. The record is from RefSeq and is a predicted model, not a curated record. NCBI's taxonomy places the organism in Eukaryota, Fungi, Ascomycota, Sordariomycetes, Glomerellales, Glomerellaceae. Bases 238 to 1854 code for a protein of 538 amino acids. The transcript has a single exon. Gene Ontology annotation, molecular function: protein binding.